Oryctolagus cuniculus (rabbit) is the source of this 687-nucleotide messenger RNA. The record is from RefSeq and is a predicted model, not a curated record. NCBI's taxonomy places the organism in Eukaryota, Metazoa, Chordata, Mammalia, Lagomorpha, Leporidae.
CUUUCUCAGAAAGCUUGGGCUCAGGAAUAAAACCAGAGGGCAAGGCUGGAGGAGUCACUUCCAUGCAGCCAGCCCAAGAGUGCCACACCUAAGACCAGACACCCCGAGGACGAGCCACCCUGAGGAAGACAACAAUGACAGAGCAACAGCAGGUCCCAUACACACGGAAUGUGUCCUUGUGUAUUGGUUCUUCAGUGACAAUCAGAGGGACACCUGCCAACUCUUUCAGGAAGGACCCACAGUUGCAGGUGGAUUUCCACAUGGGCACUAAUGAGAGGUCUGACAUCGCCUUCCAUUUACGAGUGUACUUUGGCCACUGUGUGGUCAUGAACAGCCUUCGGUGUGGGGGCUGGGACUGUGAGGUGAAAUCCUCCCACAUGCCCUUCAUGGAGUGCAAACAGUUUGAACUGCGCAUCUUGGUGCUACACAAUGAGUACCAGGUAAUGGUCAACGGCCAGCACUGUUACAGCUUUGCCCACCGAGUCCACCCCGGGUCUGUGAGGAUGAUGCAGGUGUGGAGAGAUGUCUACCUGACCUCAGUGGACGUCUGCUAGAGAUGGAGGCUUCCAGACUCCCCGUGAUCAAGGAAGCCCUUUCUCUAUGUGACCUGUGGAUUCCCAAAGCUAGCACAAUGAUUCUUCCUCAUCUUGUUAUCUAUAUUUGCUCAAUAAAACUUCACCAACUUAA